AUGGUCGCUUUAAUUUCCAAGAAGAGAAAGUUAGUCGCUGACGGUGUUUUCUACGCCGAAUUAAACGAAUUCUUCACCAGAGAAUUAGCUGAAGAAGGUUACUCCGGUGUCGAAGUUAGAGUUACUCCAACCAAGACUGAAGUCAUCAUCAGAGCUACCAGAACUCAAGAUGUCUUAGGUGAAAACGGUAGAAGAAUCAACGAAUUGACCUUAUUAGUUCAAAAGAGAUUCAAGUACGCCCCAGGUACCAUCGUCUUAUACGCCGAAAGAGUUCAAGACCGUGGUUUAUCUGCUAUUGCUCAAGCUGAAUCCAUGAAAUUCAAAUUAUUAAACGGUUUAGCCAUCAGAAGAGCCGCUUACGGUGUCGUCAGAUUCGUUAUGGAAUCCGGUGCUAAGGGUUGUGAAGUUGUCGUCUCUGGUAAAUUAAGAGCUGCUAGAGCUAAGUCUAUGAAGUUCGCUGACGGUUUCUUAAUUCACUCCGGUCAACCAGUCAACGACUUCAUUGACAUUGCCACCAGACACGUCCUAAUGAGACAAGGUGUUUUAGGUAUCAAGGUUAAGAUCAUGAGAGACCCAUCCAGGAACAAGGUCGGUCCAACCGCUUUACCAGAUGCUGUCUCUAUCGUUGAACCAAAGGAUGAAGAAAGAGUUACUCAACCAACCGUCAAGGAUUACAGACCAGCUGAAGAAGAAUCCGCCCCAGCUGCUGAAGAAGCUACCGCUUAA
Messenger RNA from Kazachstania africana CBS 2517, 726 nucleotides. RefSeq names its product 40S ribosomal protein uS3 (gene RPS3). Gene Ontology annotation, molecular function: RNA binding; structural constituent of ribosome. The coding region runs from base 1 to 726 and encodes 241 amino acids. The transcript has a single exon. The record is from RefSeq and is a predicted model, not a curated record. Gene Ontology annotation, biological process: translation. Lineage: Eukaryota; Fungi; Ascomycota; Saccharomycetes; Saccharomycetales; Saccharomycetaceae. Gene Ontology annotation, cellular component: nucleus; cytosolic small ribosomal subunit.